Drosophila bipectinata is the source of this 662-nucleotide messenger RNA. RefSeq names its product Odorant-binding protein 56g (gene Obp56g). The record is from RefSeq and is a predicted model, not a curated record. Gene Ontology annotation, biological process: sensory perception of smell. Gene Ontology annotation, molecular function: odorant binding. Lineage: Eukaryota; Metazoa; Arthropoda; Insecta; Diptera; Drosophilidae.
CCAGAAAACCAACUAAUAUGAGGAGUGUUUUCGCAUUGACUUUGCUGCUUAGCUGCCUAGCUGGCAUAUUGGCUCAGCAACAUGCUAUGACUAAGGAAAUUGUGGAAGGCUGCAUGAAGGAGAACGGUGUUUCGGCGCAGGAUCUAUCGGAUCUGCAAACGGGCAAGGUGAAGCCAGAGAACGCCAAGGACACGAUGAAGUGUGCCACACAAUGUGUCCUGGUCAAGAGCGGUUUCAUGGACGCCUCCGGAAAGCUGCUCACGGACAACAUCAAGAAGGUGUACAGUGGCUCACCGCUGCAGGCUCAGGUGGACAAGGAUGUGGACAAGUGCAGCCAGAUUAAAGGAGCCAAUGCCUGUGACACGGCCUACCAAAUGCUAACCUGUUUCCAUGGGGAAAUUAAGAAGGCCUAAUACCAUUUAAAGGAUGACUACUUAAAAGUCGAGGAGAGCCCCACCACCAGUAAUAAAUGCAAGCAGAAUUAUACUUAAAAUAACUCAAAUAUGUUCCAUCCAAUCAUUUCAUUAGCUACUUGGGUAGCUAAUUUGAAACAAGAUUCUGUAAAGUAUCUGGAAAAUGCCAGCAAUUUAAUUAUUUCCAACCGCUUUGGCAAAAGGCAAACAGAGCACUCAUAAAAUCAUAGCCAUCGGCAACAAUUUCAA